This is a messenger RNA of Penicillium lagena, 2484 nucleotides long. RefSeq lists its product as uncharacterized. The record is from RefSeq and is a predicted model, not a curated record. The coding region runs from base 1 to 2484 and encodes 827 amino acids. The transcript has 2 exons. Gene Ontology annotation, biological process: carbohydrate metabolic process. Lineage: Eukaryota; Fungi; Ascomycota; Eurotiomycetes; Eurotiales; Aspergillaceae.
AUGUUGUUGCUAACGACAUUUGUCUUGUCAUUGUUGUCGACGGCGAGGACCGUCCAAUCCUUUUCGCCAAAAUCUUUCCAUCUUGGCUCUACAACCGCAAUUGAUGGGUUUGAAGCUUACACUGAAAGCCUUAUCACAUUGGAUGAAAGCAAUCCUGUGCUUACCCUCGACUACGGCUCCGAAGUUGGUGGCUUCCCUUUUGUGGAAGUUCAAACCCCUAGCUCAGCCGUCCAAGUUCAGUUAAAAUAUAGUGAACCGUACGAUGGUCUUGAAUUGCCCCAAGGUGACGGUCCUUGGCUGUAUGUCAAUGGACUGAUGAAUUCUUUUCGCAUCGAAACUUUCAAUAUCACCGAGUCCGGAAAAGUCCAGUCAUUCUUUAUCCAAGGUGGCUUUCGAUGGCAAUCUAUCAUGCUUCUAGGGAACGCGUCUCUCACAAUCAGCAAAAUUGGAGUUCAACCUUCAGUAGACAUCAAAGAUCCCGAAUCUCUGCCGGGAAGCUUCUCCACUUCUGAGGAUAUGUACCAAGAUGUAUGGAACUUGGGCGCACGUGCUGUACAGGCAGCAUGCGUGGAUGCUGGUUCACAGCCCUCCACCUGGGAAGUGUUUGACCAAGGCACCCUCAUCAGAGGACAGUAUCCGGCUGUUUCCGCACUGGGUGAUGGUUUUGGGAACUACACACUGGAUUUCUCCACCAAGAUAUCUACUGGAGGUACAGGGUGGCGAGUCGCUGGCGGCGCAAACGGUGGCUACGGUCCUUACUUUGUGUUAACCUCCAAUCGGCCGGGAUUGAUCAGUUCCAACGUUACUUCGAUCCCACAAAACAGCUUAAUUGCAGGAUAUGGGUUCAGUCUCAUAAACCAAGCCAUUUUGCCUUCAGCGCCCCCACAGACCUAUUCAAUCUCGAACAUGACGAUUGAGGAGGGCACCUGGUACUCCAUUAGUACUGUCAUCAAUUCCACGGGAUACACGAUCUCUGUGGACGGCCAACAGAUCGCCUUUAUUGAAAAUGGACCUUUUAUCAGUUAUGUCAGCGGAGCCUGGGGGUCAGGAAGCCUGACUGAUGGUACAUUUGGCUUUGGGCCUUACCUGAACCAAGAGGCACUUUUCAAGGAUGUCAAGGUGACUGCACAAAAUGGAAGCGUGAUCUACACAAACUCUUUGACGUCAAACGACACACUGGAGGAGUUCGCAAUCGCAAGCAACAAAUAUUCUGUCUGCCUUGAUGGUGCCAAGCGAGAUCGAGAAAUUUGGAUCGGCGACUUCGCUCAUACUUCGCGUAUAAUUGCAAGCAGUAGCGGCCGCUUUGACUACAUUCAGAGCAUGAUCGACUUUGAAUUCGACUGGCAAUAUCCACCAGGGCCUGCACAUGGUCUUGUACCCAUCCAGGCUUACAUGGGAGCUGGAAAACAGUAUCGUGAGGUUUAUUAUCCAUCAGAGUUCGGAGAAACAGAUUACCAAUUCUUUUUUCUCCUGGUACUCACGGACUACUUUGCAUUGUCUGGCGACAAGGCACUCCUGAGCAAAAAUUGGGAUGGAAUAAAAUUGUUAGUUCAGACUCUGGUCGAUCGCUACUUCGACCCAGCCUCUGGGCUUAUGGCCAGCCCUGAUGCCUCCUGGUUUACGGCACAGGGCACCCAAAAUGCGACAGCACCAACCGCCCUAUUUCUCGUUACCCUCAACCAAUUGGUUCAUGUUGCCACUGCUUUGAGCGAGUCACAAACUGCAAUGUCCUGGACCAAGAUGGCGACCCGACUAGGCAAUGCCAUCAAUAAUCUCCUGUGGAAUGACAACCUAGGCGCCUACAGCUUGUCACUCACUCAGCCCAAUGAUAGUGCUAUACUCGCAACCGCGUUCACGAUUCGGGCUGGUAUCGCAUCUCCUGCACGCGUUGCUAGCAGUAUCGCUCGCCUCUCUGACGUCUUUCUGAAAAUCGGUUACAAGGACAACUCGGCAGCGAGCGAUGCUUCCAGUACGCAAUUAUCGCCAAACACCCAAGGCUUUUUAUUCGAGUCACUUUUCAUCGCUCAUCUACAAUACAAUGUGUCCGCGGAGGCAGUUCUACCAGCGAUUCGAAACUUGUCUGAAGUCUUUUGGCCCAAGAUGGUUACUCAAAAUGAGUACUUUACUGGCGCGAGUUGGGAGUACCUAUAUCAGGAUGGUAGUCCAGGGAUUGGUAUUUUCACAAGUCUAGGUCACCCUUGGGGAGGAGCGCCGACAUAUAUAUUCAGUAAUUACAUUUUGGGCAUUCGACCAGAAUGGAACAAUGCCAUGGGAGAAUACGAGUGGGUUUUUGAUCCUGCAUGGGACAUUGCCGAGGGGCUUGGUCUUGAGUGGGCAAAGGGUAAGAUGCCACUAUCCUCGGGAGGGUAUAUCGAGGCCGAGUGGAAGAUAUCAGGGGAGGGAGAAAAGACCAUGAAGCCAUCAAUGGCCGCCACAGUUGUUGGAAACAAGAACGUGAAGGUCAACAUUAAGAAAAGAUCUUGA